Molecule: messenger RNA, 3229 nt
Organism: Tupaia belangeri chinensis (Chinese tree shrew)
Lineage: Eukaryota; Metazoa; Chordata; Mammalia; Scandentia; Tupaiidae
Gene: GMIP
Product: GEM interacting protein
Exons: 21
Coding region: 92-2695 (867 amino acids)
Biological process (GO): signal transduction; negative regulation of GTPase activity; activation of GTPase activity
Cellular component (GO): plasma membrane
Molecular function (GO): GTPase activator activity
Source: RefSeq, a predicted model, not a curated record
GGCGGCGUUGGCGGGAAACCGGCGCUGGGCCCCGCCGUCGCGCGACCCCAUCCCUGUCCUGGUCCCCCGCUGAUCAAUCCUGGGCCUAGCCAUGGACGCCUCGGAGCCGGGGCUCCCCCCGGCUCCCGAAGGCAGGAAGAGGUACAGUGAUAUCUUCCGGAGCCUGGACAACCUUGAGAUCUCACUGGGGAACGUGACCCUUGAUAUGCUCACUGGAGAUCCUGUGCUCUCAGAAGGCCCAGAGCCUGACAAGACCCCCACAGCCACGGUGACCAGUGAAGCCAGCCGUUGGAGCAGCCCAUCUUCAGAGGGCUCAGCACCCCUCACAGGAGAAGAACUGGACUUGCGCCUCAUUCGGACUAAAGGGGGUGUGGAUGCGGCCCUGGAAUACGCCAAGACCUGGAGCCGCUACGCCAAGGAGCUGCUGGCCUGGACAGAGAAGAGAGCCAACUACGAGCUGGAGUUUGCUAAAAGCGUCAUGAAAAUGGCCGAGGCUGGCAAGGUGUCCAUCCAGCAGCAGAGUCACAUGCCGUUGCAGUACAUCUACACUUUGUUCCUGGAGCAUGACCUUAGUCUGGGAGCCCUGGCCGUGGACACAGUGGCCCAGCAGAAGAGAGAUUACUACCAGCCCCUGGCUGCCAAGCGGACUGAGAUUGAAAAGUGGCGAAAAGAAUUCAAAGAGCAAUGGAUGAAGGAGCAGAAGCGAAUGAACGAGGCAGUGCAAGCGCUGCGGCGGGCCCAGGUCCAGUACGUGCAACGCAGCGAGGACCUGCGGGCGCGCUCCCAGGGCUCCCCGGAGGACCCAGCACCCCAGGCCUCCCCAGCAGCCAGCAAACAGCAGGAGAAGCGGAGGCGCUCGCGAGAGGAAGCCCAGGCCAAGGCGCAGGAGGCCGAGGCGCUGUAUCAGGCCUGCGUCCGAGAGGCCAACGCACGCCAGCAGGACCUGGAGACUGCCAAGCAGCGGAUAGUGUCACACGUGCGCAAGCUGGUGUUGCAGGGGGACGAAGUGCUCCGGCGGGUGACCCUGGGCCUGUUCAGGCUGCGGGGGGCGCAGGCAGAGCGUGGCCCUCGGGCGUUUGCUGCCCUGGCCGAGUGCUGUGCACCCUUUGAGCCAGGCCAGCGCUACCAGGAGUUCGUGCGAGCGGUCCAGCCCGAGGCCCCACCUCCUCCACCUCCGGCGUUCUCCUUCCAGGAAUGUGCAGCCACUCACAGCUCCCCUCUGGACAUACCUCUGAGAAAGAAGCUUUCAGGGCCAUUGCCUCCUCGGCUGGAGGAGAGUUCAACUGAACCAGGCCCUUGGGAGGACUCAGGCCCAGGCUGGCAGGGGACUCCAGGCCCCACUCCAGGCAGUGACGUGGACAGCGUAGGUGGCGGUAGCGAGUCCCGCUCCCUGGACUCUCCCACUUCCAGCCCAGGCUCUGGCACACGGCGACUGGUCAAGGUCUCCUCUACAGGCACUGAGUCUUCGGAUGACUUGGAGGAGCGAGACCCUGACUUGGGAGACGGGUUAGAGAACGGACUGGGCAGUCCUUUCAGGAAGUGGACGCUGUCCAGGGCAGCUCAGACCCACCGGCUGCGCCGGCUGCGGGGCCCGGCCAAAUGCCGCGAGUGCGAAGCCUUCAUGGUCAGCGGGACGGAGUGUGAGGAGUGCUUUCUGACCUGCCACAAGCGCUGCCUCGAGACUCUACUCAUCAACUGUGGACACAGAAGACUCCCGCCCCGAACGCCCCUCUUCGGGGUCGACUUCCUGCAGCUACCCAGAGACUUCCCGGAGGAGGUGCCCUUCGUGGUGACCAGGUGCACGGCCGAGAUAGAACACCGUGCCCUGGGUGUGCAGGGCAUCUACCGCGUCAGUGGCUCCCGGGUGCGCGUGGAACGGCUGUGCCAGGCUUUCGAGAACGGCCGUGCAUUGGUGGAGCUGUCUGGAAACUCACCUCACGAUGUCUCAAGUGUUCUCAAGCGGUUUCUCCAGGAGCUCACCGACCCCGUGGUCCCUUUCCACCUCUACGACGCCUUCAUCUCUCUGGCUAAGACCCUGCAUGCAGACCCUGGGGACAACCCCGGGACCCCCAGCCCCAGUCCUGAGGUUAUCCGCUCGCUGAAGACCCUCUUGGUGCAGCUGCCAGAUUCUAACUACAACACCUUGCGACACCUGGUGGCCCAUCUGUUCAGGGUAGCUGCACAGUUUGAGGAAAACAAGAUGUCUGCCAACAACUUGGGUAUUGUCUUUGGGCCGACACUGCUACGGCCACCGGGGCCAGGGGCAGCCGGUGCCAGCCCUGUCACCUGCCUGCUGGACUCCGGUCACCAGACUCAGCUCAUCGAGUUCCUCAUCACAUAUUAUGAGCAGAUCUUCGGGAUGGAUGAGCUCCCCCAGGCCACUGAGCCCCUUCCCCGAGACCCCAGCCCUGGGCCUGUCACAACCGGUCCCCAGGCACCACCACCCCACCUUGGCCCUGACCCCCAGCCCCCAGCCCCAGCCUUGGAUCCCACUGAAGAACCCAAGCCCCCCAGUACCCUGGAGAAACAUCCUGAAGCCACAUCCCCUGAGAUUCCAGCCCUGCAGAGUCACCAGAAAGAGGAAACAGCCGAAGAUAGCACAGACGGGGGAGGAGAAGCACCCAGCCAAGGUCCUGAGGACUCGCUCCUGGGGACACAAUCCCGUGGCCACUUCAGCCGCCAGCCAGUGAAGUAACCCCGGGGGGGCGUACGGCCUGUUACCCACCAGCUGUCCAGCUUGGCCUUGGUAGCUUCCAAGCUAUGUGAGGAGACUCCUGUCACAUCCGUGCACCGAGGGAGUUUGCGGGGGCGGGCGUCUGGCACUGCUGCGGCUGCCUCCCCUGAGGGCAGCCCCAUGCGCCGCAACCCCCUGCCCAAGCAUUUUGAGAUCACCCAGGAGACAGCCCGGCUACUCUCCAAACUGGACAAUGAGGCUGUGCCCAAGACCACCUACUGCCCAGACCCCCCAUCUGAGGAAGCCGAGGACCAUCUGUGACCACCCUACCACCCUAAGGGGCAAAGGACUCAGAAGAUGGACCCGCAUCUCCUGGCCUGCCCCCUCCUGAUGGCCAUACAUGACCAUGACGCCAGGGGUUCAAUCUUGCAGGGAGGGGGCGACCUGGAGAGUUUCUAUGAAAAAACAAUGCACAGCCUGGAGGAGGCCUAAAACCCUUCUGGGAUCCAUGUUUCAGGAUCCGCCCCCCAAUAGACCAGGUCACUGCCAAGCAUC